Messenger RNA from Pollicipes pollicipes, 2672 nucleotides. RefSeq names its product octopamine receptor beta-2R-like. The transcript has a single exon. Gene Ontology annotation, biological process: positive regulation of MAPK cascade; adenylate cyclase-activating adrenergic receptor signaling pathway. Gene Ontology annotation, molecular function: octopamine receptor activity. The record is from RefSeq and is a predicted model, not a curated record. The coding region runs from base 535 to 1977 and encodes 480 amino acids. Gene Ontology annotation, cellular component: plasma membrane. Lineage: Eukaryota; Metazoa; Arthropoda; Thecostraca; Pollicipedomorpha; Pollicipedidae.
CGGCACGGCGGCGAGCGGGCCCACCGUGCCAGCGCCUUAAAUUAUUCCCUGUUGUCAUGGGCAGAUCGAUCCCGUGAGCAAUGAUCAUCGAAAACUGGCGCGAACCCAUAGCAACGGCGACACGGCCUUGGUGCGAAGACGGCAGAACUCCGGGCGGUCAAAGCGAAAGGACGGCGGAGCACAGCUGAGGGCUUGCAUUGCUCGACGGAGACCGUCUCGAUGGCGAAUGAAUCAAUCAUGGUGGUCCAAAUUUAGGCGCCAUCGAUUUGAAAACUCUGCAUUCCACAGAACUGCAAAGUGGUUCACGAAACGGCCUGCGGGGCGCAUAAAACGUUGAAAUCACGCAAAGUCUUCGAACGUGAGCACAGGCCAGCACGUCGCUGAGGUUCCCUAAGGUCCGCAUCGCCCGCCUGGCAGGUCACCGAUCGUUUGGCGCGGCCCGCAGCCGCGUCGAGCCGAGUGUCGACAUCGCCGCGACCCGGCGGGCCGGGCGCCGCCGUCGGUGGAGUGGGUGUCCGCUCGGCGGAUCAUGGCAUGGCUGUGGCGGGCGUGAGCAGCGCGCCUGACGUCUUCACCGGUUCGCCGCCGCUCCAGCUGGACUCGCUGCCGGCCCACGGCUCGCUUAACGACACGGCCCCGGCCGCCGCGCUCGGCACCCAGCUGCUCAAGAUCGCUGCCAUGACUUGCAUCAUGCUGCUGUCCGUGCUCGGCAACCUGCUGGUGAUCGUCAGCGUGCUGCUGCACCGGCGCAUCCGCGUCGUCGCCAACUACUUCGUGGUGUCGCUGGCACUCGCCGACAUGCUGGUGGCGCUGUGCGCCAUGACCUUCAACGCCAGCAUCCAGAUCACGGGCCAGUGGCGCUUCGGGCCGGUCAUGUGCGACGCCUGGAACUCGUUCGACGUGUUCUUCAGCACCGUGUCCAUCCUGCACCUGUGCUGCAUCAGCGUCGAUCGCUACUUUGCCAUCCUGCAGCCGCUCGAGUACAGGACGCACAUGAGCAAGCGCACGGUGGCGGGGAUGCUAGCCGCCUCCUGGAUGGCGCCCGUCACCAUCUCCUUCAUCCCGAUCUUCCUCGGCUGGUACACGACGCGCGAGCAUCUCAGCUUCCGCGCCCGCCACCCGGAAACGUGCGAAUUUAUCGUGAACGAGGUGUACAUGCUGGUGUCGUCGAGCGUGUCGUUCUGGAUCCCGGGCGUCGUAAUGGUCUGCAUGUACAGUCGCAUCUACCAGGAGGCGCGCAAGCAGCACCGCGCCAUCAGCCGCACCCCCAGCACCAUCAACUUCCCGGGCGCUGACUGCGUGGUCCACCUGGACGACAUCACAGAGGAGGAGCUGACACUGGCACUGACGGCGCUCAAGACCAUCCAGGACGGCCCGGCGGCGGCGGCGGCGGCGGCGGCGGCGGCGGCUGAGCCCGGCGUCAAUGGUCAGGCGAGCGGCACAGCAUCGCGUGGCGACCGGCAGCCCACGCUGCCACGACACCUGCACAAGAAGGCCUCCACCGUGUCCUUCUUCAGUGACACGGUGUCGGAGCAACCGCGCAAGUCGUCCAACACGUCGCGGCUCUGUCGUUUGCGCUUCUCCACCGGCCACAUGUUGCGCGAGCACAAGGCGGCCAAGACGCUGGGCAUCAUCAUGGGCUGCUUCGUGCUGUGUUGGCUGCCGUUCUUCGUGUGGUACGCGACGGCUACUCUGUGUGGUAACCUGUGUCACAUUCCGCCCGUGCUGGUGGACGUGCUCUUCUGGAUUGGCUACUUCAACUCCACGCUAAACCCCAUGAUCUAUGCGUACUUUAACACCGAGUUCCGCGACGCCUUCCGAGAGACGCUGGCUCUGCUGCUCUGCUGCCGGCGCGUGCGGUCGACCGCUUACGACGCCCGGAACGGCGCCGCCUCGCUGAGGUCAGAGAGACUGGACCGGUCGCUGGAGCCCGGCCCCUCCGCCGGCUGGCGGGAGGACGCCAGGCCUUCCGUGUGAUGUCGCACACAGCGGUGCCCGCCCGGCCUCGACGCCGACCAGGUCCCUAGCGCUCCUCGCCGUAAGCAGCGGUGGCUCUGCCGCGAGCGGUACCUCACAGGCGAGGCGAGUGGUCGAGGGACGCGUCCGCCAUUCUGUCGGCUGAACUCGAUGAUUCAGCGCUAUCUGUUUCGGACAUGUCGAUACGUGCAAUUCUAUUUCGAGGUGUGUGUGUGUGUGUGAGGUGUGUGAGGUGUGUGAAGCAUGCGAGUCUCACACGUGCCGGCGCGCGCGGUUCCGUAAUACGUAUCAACUGCGUAACACGUACCAACAAAGUCCCUGCGUCGUUACAGGCCAACCCGAACCCAGCACCAGGCCAGGCUGGACCCGGGAGCAUUUGCGUGGCUCCAUAACGGGCGCGUUGAAGUGUAUGAUGCCACGCGUCGCGCCGAACGCUCGGCCGGGUCGCGGCCGAAGCUGGCGGCGACUCGCGUCGCAUUCAUCGCCACGGCGUGCUGACCUAGCGCCCGGAGCGUGUGACCCGCCCCGUCAGCGGAUGUCAGCACGAGCCAGUGAUUCGUGGGAGACCGCGCAGGGCGUCUCCGCUGGUUGUGACGUAACGCGCGACAUGAUCACCACAAGUCAGCGGCUCACCUGGGCCGAUGCCCCACCUGUGUAUUGUUGAUUAUCAUAGCGCUCCCAAAGGUGCUGCUAAA